Molecule: messenger RNA, 570 nt
Organism: Lactuca saligna
Lineage: Eukaryota; Viridiplantae; Streptophyta; Magnoliopsida; Asterales; Asteraceae
Source: the annotation of a GenBank genome assembly
AUGGAGCUGAGCUUCGGCUUGUUUCCAAUCCUUUCUGCGUUCACACUGUUGGUAUUGAUGAUUCUGAAACUAUUGAAGCAAUCUAAACCAAAGUUACCUCCAGGGCCAUGGAAGCUUCCUGUUAUAGGAAGCGUUCUUCAUCUUGCUGGAUCACUUCCACACCAUCGCCUAAGAGACUUGGCAGAUAAACACGGAGCUCUGAUGCAUCUCCAGCUUGGAGAACAUUCUGUUUUUGUCGCCUCAUCACCCGAAACAGUAAAACAAGUGAUGAAAACACAUGAUGCCAUUUUUGCAAAUAGGCCUUUCCAUCUUUCUGCGUAUGUGAUGGGAUAUAAUGGUGCAGGCAUCAUGUUUUCUUCAUACGGGGAAUACUGGAGGCAGCUCCGUAAGAUUUGCACUUUGGAGCUUUUGAGUAGUAAGCAAGUCGAGUCAUUUGGAUGGGUAAGAGAAGAAGAGGUGUCAAAAUUCAUCAACUCCAUUAGUGAAGGAUCAUUCAUUAAUCUUGGAAAGAGUCUCUCAUCCCUAAUCUAUGGGAUCACUGCAAGAGCGGCUUUUGGUAAAAAAAUGUAA